AGUGAUAUCAGGACCCUGUUGUGCUCUCCCGUUAUCACCGGACGGACCCCCACACUCCACCUUGGUCUCACAAUCAAAUCAUGCGUCUCGACUGCUCCUCCUUCAUAUUUUCCUUGUUUUCUGUGAUUCUUGUUGUGGUGGCUGAUGAGAAUGAUGUACAGGUAAAACCAGCAUUAAGUCAAUGCAAAAGGGUCAACCCAUGCGGAGCCACAAUUUCCACAUAUCCACUCUUGGAGCCGGACGCUGAAGAAGCUUCGGGAUUCGGUAGCGGUGCGGUACCAGUUUAUGAUGAAAUUUUGACGCAUGAAAUCUACGACCUUAACGCCACCCCCGAAAUGCACAACUUCACACUUUGCUCGUGUCCAGACGAUGGUGUCUGCGAUUUUGAGUCGGAUUCAAAUAUGGUCAAGGUCGAUUACCACGUUACACUGCGAUUCUGUAAUUUGGAGACGAUAUCGUCAACAUGUAAACGCUAUGACGUUAAUUUGAGAGUUAUUGGGGCAGCACAGCCGUCUGGAGACAGCGUGCAAGAGGUGUCUAAUGCUAUGAUGUUCUGCAAUUGUCAAAAUGGAUUCUCAAGGCAGCAUGUGGAAGUUUGGUCGGGUCAGGAUAUCUCGCUCAACUACAAAUGUUUAUGAAAUGCCACACAGACACAGUGAAAUCAGUUCUUUUUUUCGUACGGGCCUAUCUGAAACCUACAAUUCUACCGUACCUUAUUCGUAAUAUAAAAUUCUAGGUUACAGAUGCAAGUUUUUUUUUUCAAAAAUUGAACCUCUUUGGAAUCAAUAAAGAAGAGUGUGCGCCUUGAAACCUACAGUAUCUACGUAGAUGGAAAUUUAUUUGUUUUUACGGGAACACAAAAUUCUGAGAAUGCGUAGUACGCACCAUAUUUGACGCGCAAAAUAUCUCGUAGCGAAAACUACUGCAGCGCUGGUGUCGAUUUACGGAAAUCAUUUAUUAAUAGAUAAAAUAUCAAAAGAAAACACAAAAGUGAAUUUCGAAAAUCGAGCCCGUAAAUCGACACAAGCGCUACAGUAGUCAUUACUGUAGUUUUCGCUACGAGAUAUUCUGCGCGUCAAAUAUGUUGUGCAAUACGCAUUCUCAGAAUUUUAAGUUCCCGUUAUAUAAAAAAUGUGAAAUAAUUAGAGAACGUCGAAAAAAAUUGCUGGACUACUAUACUUAAAGGCGCACACAUUUUUUCAUUCAAAAAAAUUUGGUCGCGGCGAGACCAAGUACCGUAUCUGAUGUUGAAGUAAAUAUAGCAAAAAACCAGUGAAUUGAAACCCCCAGCAUCUGUAACCUAGAAUUUGUUAUUAUUUCUCUUCUUUUUUCUAGAAUAUAUCCAAUUUUGUACGGUGACUAAUAAGGUAUUUCUAUCAUUUUCCCCUAUCCCCAAUUAUAGAAAUACUUUCUAAUUAUGGCUUGUUGUCACUAGAUGACUUUAAACAGUUUUUAAAUAUUCUACAAAUUUCAUAAUCAUCGGAUAUUGACAAAGUACAAAUGAAUAAAAAAUUAAAGCAAAAUUAU
This is a messenger RNA of Caenorhabditis elegans, 1527 nucleotides long. It is a transcript of the gene C50F2.4, whose product is annotated as DUF281 domain-containing protein. The transcript has 5 exons. NCBI's taxonomy places the organism in Eukaryota, Metazoa, Nematoda, Chromadorea, Rhabditida, Rhabditidae. Bases 81 to 638 code for a protein of 185 amino acids. The record is from RefSeq and is marked reviewed.